This is a messenger RNA of Penicillium soppii, 504 nucleotides long. RefSeq lists its product as uncharacterized. Lineage: Eukaryota; Fungi; Ascomycota; Eurotiomycetes; Eurotiales; Aspergillaceae. The record is from RefSeq and is a predicted model, not a curated record. The transcript has a single exon. The coding region runs from base 1 to 504 and encodes 167 amino acids.
AUGAAUAUUGUGGAACACGGAUACAACUAUCUGUACCAGGAGAUCCCUCAAUCUACUGCAAGACUCUUCUUUCCAGUCUCCAGUCUAGUCAGUUUGUCUUUGUUGAGCCUCAUCCUCACCUAUCGGUACAUCAAACAUCGACGCCGAACACAAAAAUACAUGACUACCGCCGAUUGCAAACACGAAAAGAACCCUUGGCUCCAAUCUAUCAAUAUGGAAACGGGUGUUCCAGCUUUACAAGACCCACCUCCUUUCUCUGCGUGCGAUAUCCUGCGACCUUUGUCCCAGACGAGUCCCUUCCCAAACAGCGGAACCCUUGCUGCAAUCGCCAUGCAGAGGCAAAACGAGAUAUCAAUAACAACCUCAAAUAACCCGCUGACUGAAACAUCCAUGCCCGAAGCCGGUGCAAUAGUGCAAAAAUGUGACAAGUUGGUCCAGAAAAUGCAUGAGGAGGGUUCCGAAGGGGUGCGCACAUGGAAGAGGGUUAUUGUGGAAUACAGAUAA